Armigeres subalbatus is the source of this 915-nucleotide messenger RNA. RefSeq lists its product as uncharacterized. Bases 1 to 915 code for a protein of 304 amino acids. Lineage: Eukaryota; Metazoa; Arthropoda; Insecta; Diptera; Culicidae. The transcript has a single exon. The record is from RefSeq and is a predicted model, not a curated record.
AUGGAGGAAAAGGACAUCCUGGUGGAGCUGGUAAAUGACAAAGUUGUCCGUGUUCAGCGGAUCACCAAAAACCAGAACGGCCAGAAAGUUAAUACUCCCGCCCUUAUACUUACCUUUGCCAAAACUACGUACCCGGAGCACAUCAAAGUUGGCCUUCUACGUGUUGCCACCCGUCCGUACUUUCCAAACCCGAUGCUCUGCUACGGAUGUUUCAGCUACGGUCAUACUCGCCUACGAUGCCCCUACGAACGACGCUGCUUCAACUGCUCCGACGAGUAUCACGGAGAAGAAUGUAACAAGGCACCAUCUUGCCUGAGUUGCAAAGGUGACCACCGAACAACCAACCGCCAAUGUCCCGUGUAUAAAAAAGAAAUCGAGGUGGUAAAAAUCAAAGUGCGAGACAACCUCACUUUUCCGGAAGUCAACCAGCAAGCUAGUGGAAGCUACGCACAGGCAGCAGCACAACAGAACGCCAUCGAACAAAAGCUGAAGAAGCUAGAAACGGCCAUGAUUAAAAAUGACAAGGAGAUCGCCAGACUACUGGAAGAAAGCAAGCGGAAGGAUGAAAAGAUCGCCCAAAUGAUGGCAUUCAUCAAACAAACGAAGCAGCAAGCCAGUCAACCCAAACAGAACCACACUAGCGAAACAAUCGUCAGCCAGGAAAAAUCACGUGACCAGCAACGACCAGUCCCCACGACAACAGGCCCUUUCACCCGAUCGAGAAACAAUUCUCCAGCCGCUCAAGAAUCCAAGCGCGGGCGUCCUGUGAAGUAUAAUUACAACAAACCGGUCACUUCCCCAGAUCUGAGUCCGCCGCCGAAAAAGACCGCCAUCACUCACAACCCCACGGAAAUGGAUUUCUCCAGUGAGGAGUCGGAGAUACCGGAGACCUGUCCUAGCCAAGGUAUUCGAUAG